This is a messenger RNA of Parus major (Great Tit), 1110 nucleotides long. It is a transcript of the gene ARMH1, whose product is annotated as armadillo like helical domain containing 1. The record is from RefSeq and is a predicted model, not a curated record. NCBI's taxonomy places the organism in Eukaryota, Metazoa, Chordata, Aves, Passeriformes, Paridae.
AUGUGGGCCCAGUCCAAAUCGCUGUCAUUCCAGCACCUGGAAGCCAAGAAAACCAUGGUUUUCUUGCAGGAACAGGAUAGUGUCCACAAAGUUGCUCCAAGUUGCAUCCUGAACAGCUUCAUUAAAGGCAAGGCAGAACCAGAGCUGGAGCUGGAGUUCCAGGGAGCCAGCUUGUUUCUGGCUCACCUAAGAGUGUGGCUCAGGAUGAAGGAUCUCCCAGGACAUGGCAUGCUGGCAGAGGAAGAUGGGCUCCAAGGCAAAUCCUUGUUCCCCUUAUUCUUGCAGCCUUGCAGCCACAGAUACCUUACUGAAUUUCUGGAGAUCAGAGGUGUCUUGAUUCCUCUGCAAAUACUGGAGUUGAACCACCUGAAAGAAGAGGACAAAAGAGAGUCUUUAACGCUGCUGUUGCUCACUGGAGACACUGGUGGGGAGUAUGAGGAGCUCAUUUGUGAAAGCUGUGGUACACAGCACGUCCAUUUGCACUUUGUCCUGAUUCAGGUGAAAGCCCUGACCAAGUUCUUAAAUGCCUCCAACUAAGCAAAAGGUCAAAAAUACACAGAGGUUCUGCUGGACUCUUUGGGCCACAGCAAUCCCAAGUACCAGAGCCAAGAUUCCCAAGGCCUCGAAGCCGUGCUCCAGCACGGGGCUCUGCAGACACUCGGGGUCAUGCACGUGAGGAGUGGGCCUUGCUGGGGGCAAUGGGCAGUGUUACCACCUGUGUCCAUCCCUGCUCAGGCAGGAGCUGGGCCUGUCUCCUUGGCAUUGUGGCUGCACCGGGUAGCCCUACUGCCUGGAAGGGAACAGCCUGGAAAACUGUGUGACAGCUUCUGUACCUCUCAAGAUAUGAUGGGACACGUGCCCUGUGUGCUCAUGGAGCCCAUGCUGUGUGUGCUGUGCUCAGUACACCUGGAGGUCCAGUACAAAAGAGGGCAGGAAACACCGGGCUUGGUCACGGCUCCUCCGCUUGCUGUGAUCGGCACGGUGCGGGCAGCGCCGGCCGGCCCCGCCGAGCGCCGCCGCUCCGGGCCGGUGUGGGCCGGGGUCGGGCCAGCCGGGCUGUGGUACCGGCUGGUGCCGGGCCGUGUGAGGCGCCGAAGGAAUGGGGAGUAG